Messenger RNA from Trypanosoma theileri, 801 nucleotides. RefSeq names its product putative RNA-binding protein. The transcript has a single exon. Gene Ontology annotation, biological process: RNA processing. The record is from RefSeq and is a predicted model, not a curated record. The coding region runs from base 1 to 801 and encodes 266 amino acids. NCBI's taxonomy places the organism in Eukaryota, Euglenozoa, Kinetoplastea, Trypanosomatida, Trypanosomatidae. Gene Ontology annotation, molecular function: RNA binding.
AUGAGUUACGCAGCGGAUACCUAUUACACCAAUAAUGGUGAGGCCGACGCCUACUAUUACGGCAACCAGGAGCAACAUCAACAACAAGAACAAGUGGAAGAUGAUGGUACCAUAAACUUUCGUCCAGCCGAUAUUACAGAUCAGCAAGACAAGAUUAUUCAACUUGUGGCCAAGUACGUUGUCUUUUCCUGCGAUGGAGCCCGUUAUCAACACAAACUUGUAAAAAAGACAAAGUUUAACUCCUACUUUGCCUUUAUUGCCUCACCUGAGCAUAAGUAUCAUGACUAUUACCAAUACCUUAUUCGAAGUUAUACACAUUGGCGUGAUGUUGCUGCGGCUAGUAGUGCUGGACAGGGAAACACAGAUGAGGGAUAUGCCUUCUACACAGAGCAACUACGUCAACAGGAACAACAACAGCAACAACAAUUACUACAGCAACAGCAACAACUUAUGCAGCAGCAACAACAAUAUCAGGGAGGUAUGUAUUACACUACUGAGAUGAACUCCUCCUCACAUUACGUUGAUACAACUGCAGCAGCGGCUACAACACCAGGAGGCUAUUAUGAUGCCAACAAUACUACUUAUCCACCUCUACAACAACAACAACAACAUCAAGGUGCAUCUGUUCUUGGUGACUCCUCUGCAGUAACAGAAACACCGGCAGAGCAAGAUAACAGCAGAAAACGUGCGAGAUCAGCAACACCGCAAGAGAGUAGUGAUGAUGAUGACGAUGAUGAUGAACAGGAGUUAGAGUUUGUCAUGGAAAAUGGUGUGGCACGAGCUGUCCCAAAGCAGAAAUAA